This is a messenger RNA of Epinephelus moara (kelp grouper), 4100 nucleotides long. Its product is annotated as butyrophilin-like protein 2. The record is from RefSeq and is a predicted model, not a curated record. NCBI's taxonomy places the organism in Eukaryota, Metazoa, Chordata, Actinopteri, Perciformes, Serranidae. The coding region runs from base 53 to 808 and encodes 251 amino acids. The transcript is spliced from 5 exons.
CGACAAUCCGCUUCCGGUGUUUAGUUAAACGACAGGACCGUCAGCUGCAGCGAUGAUGAACAACGUGCUGUCAAUCUUAAUCUUUCUAUGUAGCGUUUUUGUGCUGUAUGCUGACACUGGUGUCACGAGUCAACCAAUCACAGCAGUUGAAGGCAACGAUGUCACUCUUCAGUGUCCUCUGGCUCCUGGGGUCGACUUGUCUGCUUGCACAGUGGAUGUCAGCAGACUUGACCUUAAUGUCAGUGGAAAUGAUGUCCAUGUGUAUCGAAAAGGAAAGGACGAUCUUCGUACACAGAUGGCUCAGUACAAGGACAGGACAACUCUCAUCCAUGAAGACCUGACCAGAGGAAUCCUGACACUGACACUCUCUUCAGUAAAGCUGUCUGACAGUGGACCAUACAAGGUCUACGUCCCAAAACGGAAUGCCAAUUGUGUCAUUGACCUCAGUGUUGUACCCAAAGACCCACAGAACAGGACAAGGAGAGAUGACUCCAGCACAACUAAACCUCCAGUUCAGGGAGUGACCAAGUCAGACGAUGGAGGUGCUGCAAAGGCGGAGCCUCAGUGGAAAACUGUCCUCAUUGUCUGCGGUUGUGUCGCUGCUGCUGCUGCUGCUGCUGCCAUUUUUGGCAUUGUACUUCUUAUCCUGUGGAAGCUUGGAAAGAUCAAGAACUGUAUGAGGACAAACGGAGGAAGAAUGGAGCAAGAGGCAAAUGUGACAAACGGCAUUGAAUCGAUUCCUCUGAGGACCACAACACAAGAUGACCUGAACCAUGACGGACCUGGAAACAACGUGCAAGUAGUUUAGUGAUGGCUUGGACUCUGUUUGUAAACUAGGUUGAGAUGACUGGCCUCCCCAAAAACGCACAAGUCACAAGAUAAAUAGUCUUUUUAAAUGCCAACCAAAAAUCUUGGUGUUAUGAAAUCAGGGACCUUUUUAUCGUUUUAAUAUUAAUCAUGUCAGUUGGUCAUAUCUAUACAUUUGUGUACACGAGGGAAGGUGUGCAUGUGUGCACAUACAAAUAGUGUGACUCCUUUGUACUCAGUGGCCCUCAUUUAUCAACCUAACAUACAAACCAGCGCAGAUCAGAGUGCACAUAUCAUCUUAUGAUAGGGUUUGUGUGUGAUUCAUGAAAUGUUAACUAGCUGACCAGAGAAUAGGCUUUGGUAAAUGAGGCUGCGUCUUUUAAUUAUGCUGCCCCAGUAUAUUCUUGAUUUAGAGGCCUCUCCUCGAGAGUUUACAACAUGGAGAGAUGUAAUACAGCCAAGAGGAGAAACUUCUCUGAGCUAGAAAUGGAAACGCUGAUGCCUCAAGUACAGUUCAACCAGCUGGUUCUAUUUGGCCACUUAAUCAAACGACAUCAAAUGAAGUAUUGAAAGAAAUCACUGCUGUGGCCAACAGCAUUGCGUUGGACAAUCAAACUCCAGCUGUUUAUCAUAUUAUAUAAUAUUGAUGCUGUUAUAAUACUUAUAAAAGAUUAUAGUUGAUCUAGACCAAAGAUCGCCUGGCAGAACAGAUGGCGGAGGAGACUCAAACUUGCGUACACAGGCUGGAACCUCAUGUAAGAUUUGAUUAGAGAUGGAUAUCGUUAAGAUUUUAUCGAUACUGCUAAUUUAACCAUGUGCCUUAUUGAUUUGGUUCUUUAUCUGUACUCUUAUAGGUUCCUUUCCUUUACUAAACAAUUGAUUUUUAGAAAAUAUAUUAAUUUUUAGUUUAGUAUUUAUUAGUCACUAGUCAUUCCUUGUACUGCCCCUGCAGCGCGUUAGCUUGUGCGAGGCUAGACAGCCAGUCAACAUAUCAAAGUCCUCCGAUAAACGCACAAGGCUUGAUUUUCUUGUAUUUUGCGGCAGUCUUCAUUUAGUGAAUUUUGUUUUGUUGUAAAAAGACAAAUAAUCUCCAAGGCAGAAGCAUACUGGAAAAACAUUAAUCAAAAUCAGGAAUUCAGCUCUGUCAUUGACUGUCUGUGCUCAAAGCACUCUAAUUUCAUUGUACAACUUGUAUAAUGACAAUAAAUGUGACUCUGAACUCGAAAGGCUACGCUAGCAAAGUGAAUGGAGAAAAAUGCAGGUAGGCUGACCGAGCACAAAGCGGUGAUAGCACUUACUCUGAUGCUGUUUUCAAAAUCCAACAGAGAAUACCUUACUUUUAGCUUUUAAACCCUUUUUAAACCAACUUAAUUACAUUAUUCACUUAACUUUCAAAGACAGCACAUUCCUCCUAAAAGAGGGAGGCUGUGUUGACACGUUUCAUCACGUCUGCCACCAGUAGGAAACUUUGCAAAAACCCAAUUUGAAGCAAAAAGGCACAAGCAGCUCCAGCUGUUCCCAUUUUUAUAUUUAUUUUAGGUCAUGUUAAUCAGAGUGCAUGGCUGCAUAUCAACGGGAGUAGCAGUGGAAUAUUAAUUUUCCUCUGCCAUGUGAACAGCUCAGUAGGAAUAUUGUCUUUCUUCGGAAUAAGGGCAAAAUAUUUUGUGCGUGUACAUGUAGCCCAUGUGUGCAGUAUGUGUAAAUGAACUUAGCAGCACUCAGCUCUGUCUGCUCCUCUCUUAGGGGAUUUUCACUGGCUCUACAGCUCAAACUACAGAUUGUACUUUUGCAUUUUUGUAUUGCACAACCUCGGACACAAAGAAUGUAGAAGUACAUCCAGAUAGAGACUGUCUCUCAAACUAAGAUCAAACUAUUUCUCCUAAAAUGUCAUCAGAAACUUUUAGUGUCGACUGUUCGGGGGCAGCCCUAGAUUAAACAGUAAAAUUAAGCACUGAUCAAACGUUAACCAAGAUUCUUUGAGUGCGUUGCCUAUUUCUCGCCUCAGAUGUUUUGAGAAACACUUUUUAUCUCACCAUUUUAACGGAAUACGCCAUCAUAUGUUACCAGCAUUGUGUCAAACAGACAGGUUCGCGUUAGGUCAUCCACCAGCAGGAGUGUGUAUUGGUCCAGUGCGCUGCAGAGCAUUGUGGUAGUUGAAGAUUUUCUGCCUCUCUAGCCAAAGUGAAUGACACAGCCCUUUGUCUUUGUUUUCUCUGGUGCUGUGUAGGGCUGCAACUAACGAUUGUUUUCAUUGUCGACUAAUCUGUCGAUUAUUUCUUUGAUUAGUCGACUAAUCAUUUUAUCGAAAAAUGUGUCAAAAUGUUGAAAAAUGUCAGUCUGUCUCUCCCAAACCCCAAAAUGAUGUCAUCUAAUGUCUUGUUUCGUACUCACGCCAAAAGGUUUUAGUUCACCGUCAUGGGAGAGUGUGUAAAGCUGCCAACAUUUGAACAUAAGAAGCUGCAAUAAGAGUAUCUUGGGUACUUUUAUAGUACUUUUCUAUGAAAAAUGACUCAAACCGAUUAGUCGACUACUAAAAUAGUCACUGAUUAUUUGAAUAGUUGAUUAGUCAUUGAUUAGUCGACUAAUCGUUGCAGCCCUUGUGCUGUAGCACCCAUAGUGUCUCUCUACUCCAGAGACAGUCUGGAUUUAUGAAAAGAUCUUUCCACCAUCUCAGUAAUUCUUCUUAAGCUGUUUCAUAACUGAUUUUUCUGUCACUUGUCAGUUUUUAAGCUAUUUUUAUGACACUUUAUAUCCCCCUGUUCAGAGUUUAUAAGCAGUAUACAAACAUUUGAUGAGUGGUUUGUAUUAACACACUGUAAUGUAGCUAUCAGCAGAUAUAAUGUAUAAACUUUCACAAUUUGUCAUCAUGUUUAACUUCUGUGAAGUUUUAUGUUGUUACAACGGUUUUACUGUUUUACUGUUGCGUUAUCUAUUUUAGUUUUUGACAUUAAACUCUUACCAGCAUACAGCUACAUUUUGUGUGUUAUUAGCUGAUGAAAUGUCUGUGUAGGGCUUAGAAAUACUGAAAAGAGGAACUUCAGGUAAAGUGUUACCACAUCCGUCCUCUCUCAUUCAGCUGCAUCGUCAUUUUCUGACUUCCUGUAGACCUUAAUCCAAUCAGUGAUUUCUUUCAGAUGAUUUGUAAUUCUUUAACUCUAACUUUAUGGUAUGAAUGUCUGUGUAUUUGUAUAUGUUUGCAUUAGAUAAUGGAUGGAUGAAUUAUUUGUUUUGUUUUCUUUGUACUAUGAACAACUGCUCCUGAAGCUUUAAAUAAAAUGUGUUUCCUUCAUCAA